AGCCCCUCUCUGCCUCCCCGCCUCCUGUUGUGUGUUCUCCUUUACCAGAUACACUUGGGAAAUCAUGGCCGCUACGAUAUUCAAAGAAAUCACGGAUGCAAUUAAGACACGUAGUCAGCAUCUCCUAACCUUUAAUGACCUGGAUGCGGAGGAUUUCGCCCAGAUCCUUCAAGGCUUACGACACCGCACGAACCACCUGGAGCAGUAUUCAUUUCGGUGGCCAUCUUGCUUCCCCCGUUCACAUUUUUUUUGUCUUCCGCCCUGCUAACAAAUUAUUACAGAAUACACUGGUUCGCGGCGGAUAAAAUUCUCAAGGUCGUCAUGCCGUCACGUUUGCAUGAAGUGCCUGCCGCCUGGCUUUUUGCAACAAUUACGAAGGCAUCGGGACAAGGACUCAUUCCACAAGUUUGGCAUCAAACAAUGGAUAUCAGUCCUGCCCCAGGUUUGUUUCCAAUUAUGCCCCAUUAAAGAGCAGAAAUCUUGCUAACAAGCUUUCUAAGAAUACAAGAAUUUCGUCGGUCCAUAUAUCAAUUCAAUUAAGGAGGCAGACUUGACGUUUGUGCCUCUGGUCGGUCCCAACUGGACCACAAAUGCUGAAUUCCCCACCGUAGUAUUGGAGUCCGGGUGGACCGAGGGGGAAGAACAGCUAGAUCGAGACGCCAUGCUGUGGCAAGAAGGGUCCGGAGGCCAAGUGCGUGUUGUAAUCCAGGUCAAAUUCUUUCAUCAGGAGGAGGACCGGAUUGGAGCUCUGUUAAGGAUCAAUCGGGCCCACCCCAAUGGAGCCACCUCCAGGGAAUGUUAUGUAAGGCUAUUUAAUUUCUCCCUAAAGACUAACUAUGUGACUAAUUUACCAAUUUGAUAUACAGGAAAUCCUUCCCCCGGGCGGCAAUCACUCGGAAAACCCUUCUAUUACCUUUAGUGAAUUUUAUGGCGGCCAUUGUCCGCCUGGAGUUGUCCCCGAGGAUUCUCUUGUCCUGGAGUUGGAAUCUCUCCGUGAGAGAGCAAGACGCGAAAUCCGGGCCCGUAGUGCUGUCCCUGCUCUAUGAAAUUUGGUAAGUUCAAAUGCCAGUUGCUGCGAUCUGCAUAAAGUACAUCUAAUAGCAUUUGGUGUAGAAAUCGGGACCUCCAGCGGUCAGAGUUCUUGGGCGGCUGUCAAUUGUUGCUUCCGGUGUCUCGUUUCUUUCUUUGGCCUCUGAGUAGGGCUGUUGGUAGAGUGUUUGUGAGGGGCGGCGGAAGGAUGAGCCAAGUAAUAGUUGUUGCGAUACUACAAGUAGUAGUAUGACUCUAGAAUGGCUGCAGAAAGUAGGGCAAGUCACCUGAAUCAAUGCAAACCUCUUAAGCCUACUGAAACUCUCAAUUGUAUUGAUACACUUUUUCGAUAAAUUUAAAUAGUCCAACGUCAUCACUGCUG
Molecule: messenger RNA, 1411 nt
Organism: Tuber aestivum (summer truffle)
Lineage: Eukaryota; Fungi; Ascomycota; Pezizomycetes; Pezizales; Tuberaceae
Source: the annotation of a GenBank genome assembly